CUCUAACAGAUUCCCAGCCACAUUUUCACCAGUGACCAAGAUUGGCUACUAAAAUUACCUUCAUUUCAUUUCAGCUGUUCUCACCGGCACAUCGUGGUAUUGCCAUGGCUGGGUAUGCCCUGGCAGUUGUCGGCGGCCCAACUCUCGGCCCCAUCGUCUCUGCGGCUGUCGUACAAGUGCCCUAUCUCGGCUGGCGAUGGACCGAGUACCUCACAGGAAUUCUGCAGGCCUUUGUGCUCCUCAACGCCAUCAUCUUCAUCGACGAGACGUAUCCUCCCGUCCUGCUUGUGGCCAAAGCACGGAGGCUGCGUCACGACAGCGGAAACUAUGCGCUCCACGCCAAGUUCGAAGAGUGGGAGCCGACCAUCUCUGAGCUCUGCCGAAAGUUCCUCGUCAGGCCGCUCCAGCUGCUCUGUACCCCCAUCUGCUUCCUCAUGGCCCUCUACGCCUCCUUCUGCUACGGAAUUCUGUACAUGCAGCUGGGCGCGGUGCCCAUCAUCUUUGGGGAAAUUCGGGGGUGGAACCUACUCCAGAGCGAGCUGCCUUUUCUCGCCAUCUGCCUGGGCAGCAUCACGGGCGCCGUGCUGAACACUCUGAACCAGCUCGCCUACAACAAGGCGUAUCAUGCCGCGGGUGAUCGCGCAGUUCCGGAGAAGAGGCUGCCUCCGAUGAUGCUGGGCUCUGUACUUUUCGCCGCGGGCCAGUUCAUCACGGCGUGGACUGCCGAGCCUGAGAAUGCGCCGUGGAUUGCACCGGUUCUUGGGCUGUACCUCAUGGGAUGCGGAUUCAACACUAUCUUCCAGGCUGCACUGAACUACCUCGUCGACACGUUCAGGAUGUACGCAGCCAGUGCAGUAGCCGCGAAUACCUUUCUACGCAGUGUUUUUGCGGCUGGUUUCCCAUUGGCCAUUAGUCCUUUGUAUGCGAACCUUGGUGUCGGCCCGGGCCAGUCUAUCUUUGCUGGAUUCGCCACCCUGAUGAUCCCGGUUCCUUUUAUUUUUCAUCUGUAUGGCAAGAAGAUCAGGGCGUCAAGCAAGUGGAGCAAGGGCAGCGUGUAUUGAAAGCAUUCGCGAUGACCAAAAAAGUGGUGUGGUGCAUUGUUCGGUGUUGGCGGCGUCAUCUAUAUAGAUUUUGUAUUUACGGCAUGAUUAAUACCUGAGAGGCGGGUGGGUCCCUCAGUCGAUAGCAUGGUCACAUGGUACUGCAGGUGAAAAGUGUGAGUGAGGUCAUCUCUCAUCAUUUGCUAUUUAAUUGUGUGAAAACUGCCUGUUCAUAUGUGGACCUUGACCUUUCAUUCAAGAUAAGAGUUCUGUAUACAACAAGGUCCCAGCCAGCGAAAGCCCCCUUUUUGUUGUUGGCUUAAAUGAUAUAUCUGAAUCCUCUCUG
This is a messenger RNA of Cryphonectria parasitica EP155, 1386 nucleotides long. RefSeq names its product MFS general substrate transporter. The record is from RefSeq and is a predicted model, not a curated record. Gene Ontology annotation, molecular function: transmembrane transporter activity. NCBI's taxonomy places the organism in Eukaryota, Fungi, Ascomycota, Sordariomycetes, Diaporthales, Cryphonectriaceae. The transcript is spliced from 3 exons. The coding region runs from base 105 to 1061 and encodes 318 amino acids. Gene Ontology annotation, biological process: transmembrane transport.